CGCAGGGCGAGGCGCGGGGCCCCCCCGGGGGCAGGAUGGCGGCGCCCUGGCGCUGGGUGAUCCCCGUGACAUCACAAUGGUGGCAGGCCCGAGCGCCGCCGGGCUGGGCACGGAGGGGAGGCGGCGGGGCUGACUCAUGGGUUCGCGGCGGCGGCGGCGGCUCCUCCCUGCCCAGCCCCUCUCCAGCCCCUGCCCAUGGGCCGCUGCCCCGGCGCUCCGCGGCUAGCGGGGGUGGAGUCGCCGGUGCCCCCUCCCCGCCUCCCGCACUGGCCCGGGCGAGGCUGCGGCUCUGCCCGCACUGCACGUGGGCCAUGGAGGAGAAGGUCUCGGCCGCCGCCGGGCUGCACGGCCGCCGGGGCUACCCGGCCGUGCGCUGCCUGGGCAUCGCCGUGGAUGAAAACAACGUCCGGCCGGGCGCGCUGCAGCUGAUCCGGGAGCUGAGACCGCAGUGGGAGACGGAGCGAGUGAAAACCAAGCUCUUCACCGACGGCAUCACCAACAAGCUCAUGGCCUGCUAUAUGGACGAGGGGAUGGCAGACGCGGUCCUGGUGCGGGUCUACGGCAGGAAGACGGAGCUCUUUGUGGACCGGGAAAAUGAGCUGAAGAAUUUCCAGGUGCUGCGAGCCCACGGCUGCGCCCCCAACCUCUACUGCACCUUCCAAAACGGCUUGUGUUACGAGUUCAUGCAGGGGACAGCGCUGGGACCUGAGCAUGUGCAGCAGCCACAGAUCUUCAGGUUGAUAGCCUGGGAAAUGGCCAAAAUGCACGCAAUUCACGCCAACGGGAGCCUCCCCAAGCCCAGCCUGUGGCACAAGCUACACAAGUACCUUACCAUCGUGAAAACAGAGGUUAUCACCAAGGCAUCCAUCCUCAGGUUCCGUCAGGAAGUGCCCAGUCUGGAGGUGCUAGAACAAGAGGUUGCCUGGCUGAAGGAAUAUCUCUCCCAGCUGGGCUCACCCAUCGUACUGUGCCAUAACGACCUGCUGUGCAAAAACAUUAUCUACAACGAGACCGAAGAGCACGUGCGGUUCAUAGACUACGAAUACGCCGGUUACAAUUACCAGGCUUUCGACAUUGGGAACCACUUUAAUGAAUUUGCAGGGGUGAACGAGGUGGAUUACAGCCUAUAUCCCAGCAGAGACACUCAGCUGCAGUGGCUGAGGCACUACCUGCAAGCCUACAAGCAACUGAGCCGGGAGAACCAGGGAAACGGAGGGGGAGUCGUCUCUGACAAGGAGCUGGAGACCCUCUACGUGCAAGCGAACCAGUUUGCUUUAGCCUCUCAUUUCCUUUGGGCAUGCUGGGCCCUGAUCCAGGAUAAAUAUUCCACCAUAGACUUUAACUUCUUCAGGUAUGCAAGGCUAAGAUUUAAACAGUACUUCAAGGCAAAGUCUGUGGUGACAGCUCUGGAGAUGCCAAAAUGACGUCUCAAGGCUGCUUCAGGUCCACAAGAUUCCCAGCAAUUUUCUCCUGCACAGGUCGGCUGCUGCCAUGACCUCAGUCGGCCACCGGCUAGUGGAGGGGGCAGAUAGUCUGGAGGGAGAGGGGGAAGGGGAAGGAAGACUUUCCGGGAAGCCAAAGAUUAAACGAAGCCCCUGGAGCACAGUUAUCCCAUCUCUGGAUUUAGCCCCAUCGUUGGUUUUGCUGAUGGUGCUGUUCCGGGGGAUGAUGACAGGACUUGGCUGCUGGCAAGACACUUGGUUCCAAGACUGGAGCAUGAGACAUUCAGGAAGGCCAUGAGCUCAGCUGGACUUAAAGAUUUCGGGACUGCCUUGCAGAUUAGUAUCACCUUAAGAUUGGAGCUGUGUUCCUUGGGCCGGGCGACCCGGCAGGUACGUGCUUUACCGAAACAAACCGUGCUGCUGUUUGGUGUCACAUCCUCCACAGGGGAUGGGGAAUUCUGCUUGGUCAAUCCUGUCUCAAGUGGGGAUGGGGCUGACUCUGUGCCCCUCACCCACACAGCCCCCUUGUGCCCCACACUGCGAGGGGCUGGCUCUAGACCCCUCCCCCUUUAUUUCUGAAUGCACACUUAGGGCUUACACAAGGCGACCUGCACAGGGGCUGCGGUCAGAGGGUCUGGCGAACCUGCCGCUAGGCCCUGCCAUGGGCUAACCCAAGGCACAUGGGAGAAGAAGGGGGACCUUCCUUUUGUCCCAAGCCUUAAUGAUAGAGGUUACAGCAGCUGGCAGUGACCCCUCCACCCCCACCCCUCAGCGUUGUGUUUGCCUAAGCAUCUCAAGGAGGAGGUGAAGAUCCCCUGACUGUGAAGAAUGGUCCUGCUGCCAAAAAUAAACUUCUCUUCCCAAAUAGGGCUGCUCACCUGGUGCCUUGUCCCACAGCUGGGUGUCCUGGAGACAUGGCCGACGUACCUCUUCCCUCCCCCUCCCCCACCCGGCACUCUCUUCGGGCAGUGAGGAGAGCACGUAACUCGCUACAAAGCACAGCUGGCCCCAAGCUGCUAAGUUUAGAUGUGAACUUUCCCUGAAUUUGGGGAGAAAGGGAGCACGUUCGGAACUGGCGUUUGCUUAGCUCAGUAGAACCAGAUCCCCGAAUCUGGCCUGGGAUCUCCCUUGAGCCCUACCCAGGGCGUGGUGUGUUUGGGGUGGGGUGCGCUGUGCAGUCAGCUUCCACUGGACCCCCA
Molecule: messenger RNA, 2641 nt
Organism: Terrapene triunguis (Three-toed box turtle)
Lineage: Eukaryota; Metazoa; Chordata; Testudines; Emydidae
Product: ethanolamine kinase 2
Exons: 8
Coding region: 36-1424 (462 amino acids)
Biological process (GO): phosphatidylethanolamine biosynthetic process
Cellular component (GO): cytoplasm
Molecular function (GO): ethanolamine kinase activity
Source: RefSeq, a predicted model, not a curated record